Molecule: messenger RNA, 2895 nt
Organism: Ochotona princeps (American pika)
Lineage: Eukaryota; Metazoa; Chordata; Mammalia; Lagomorpha; Ochotonidae
Gene: KIFC2
Product: kinesin family member C2
Exons: 17
Coding region: 151-2394 (747 amino acids)
Biological process (GO): microtubule-based movement
Molecular function (GO): ATP binding; microtubule binding; microtubule motor activity
Source: RefSeq, a predicted model, not a curated record
GGACACCUGUCCAGGACCCCCGGAGCCCACACCCGCCCCGGCACCCUCCGCCCGUGGGGGCGGCCGCGGCGAGCAUGCGCACGGGCGCUGCGGCAGGCGGUGCGGAGCCGGGGCGCGGGGACGCGGGGCCCUGGGCCGCCCCGCGCCCCCAUGUACGCCUUCUACUCGCUGCUUAUCUACAUCUUCUACAGCCUCUUCCGCAGGGAUGGUGGGACGGCCGCGGGGGACCCGGGACAGGGAGCGGAUGGCGAGCGCGCCGGUCGCCGUCGCCCCAGCCAGCUGGCGCCGGAGCUCUGGGCCGAGCUGAGCGGCGUGGCCGGCUGCCCGGAAGCUGAAGAUGAGCCCAAGGCAGGGGCCGAGCGCCCCCAUGCCACAGUGUCCCUGGAGGAGGCCCUCACGCGGCUGGCCGAAUUCCUGGGGGCACAGCUGGGGCCGGAGGACAGCUGCGGGGCGGCCUCGGACCCGGGCCAGUCCGGCGAGGUGCCUGCGCUGUGGACAGUGACCAGUCAGCUCCUGGCCCUCCUGACAUGGAUUCGGAGUCCCAGGGGAAGGCAGGCCUUGCUGCAGGUGCCACAGGCAGCCCCCCGGGAACAGCCCUGGCCUCCGGAUGGGUCCCUGCCCGCACAGGAAGGCCCCUCCCACCUUGCCCCUGGGCCAGGAGAGGUGACCAGAGGUGAGGCUGAAUUGGAUGAAGACCAACGGGCUUGGCAGCACCUGGAGCAGUUCAUCCUUGGGCAGGCAGCCACAGACUCGGAGAAAAGGGUGCAGCACCUCACUGUGGAGAACGAGGCCCUGAAACGUUGCCUAAGCCUGGCCCGGGAAUUGCUCCUGCACUGGGGUGCCAGUCCCUCAGCCCGAGCCCCCCAGGAGGAGGCGCAGGCUCUGGGGGAGCUGCAGGGUCGGCUGCAGGAGGCCCAGGAUACCACAGAAGCCCUCCGUGUUCAGCUGGGGGCACAGGAGGUGCAGCUGCAGGGCCUGCGAGGGGCCCUCCAGCAGCUGCAGCAGGAGACGGAGCAGAACUGUAGGCGGGAGCUGCGGCUGGUGCAGGAGCAGCUAGCAGGACUGCGGGCACGCAUGGCCAGUCUGCGCCAGGGCUGCGGGGACCUCAGAGGACUGGUCAGCACCUUUGCCCAGAGCUGCCAGGGUUCCCUGAGCGAGGCCCGUGGCCAGGUGACCUGGGCCCUGGGUGCGCUGUCAGCCGCAGAAGCUGGGGCUCAGCUCCCUGAGGGGCAGCCAGGGCCCCCUACCGGAUGCCCAGGGAGACUUCUGGAGCUCAGGGGGAAUAUCCGGCUGCUGUGUCGACUGAGGCCGGGAGCGCCGUCCCACCUGGUGAGCGUGGAGCCUGGCCGCAGGGGCACUGUCACCACCUGCUAUAGAGGACGGCAACGCUGCUUCCGUCUGGACUGGGUCUUUGCUCCUGACGCCAGCCAGGAGGAGGUCUUCAGGGAGCUAGAACCGGCGGUCCUGUCUUGUCUUCAUGGCUACAGCGUCUGCAUCUUCACCUAUGGUCAAACGGGAACUGGGAAGACCUAUAGCAUGGAGGGCCCACCUGAGGACCCUGGCAUAGCUCCCAGGGCACUGCAGUCACUGUUCCGGGAGAUGGGAGCUGGAGGGCAGCAGCGCGUGACCCUCAGCAUGGUGGAGAUUUACAAUGAAGCAGUCAGGGACCUGCUGGCCCCUGGGCCCCCAGAGCGCCUGGCAGUGCGGCAGGGCCCAGCUGGCCAGGGAGGGGUGCAGGUGGCCGGCCUCACCCGGUGGGACGUGCCCAACCUGGAGACGCUGCACCAGAUGCUCAGCCUCGGGAGGAGCAACCGGGCCACGGCCGCCACUGCCAUGAACCAGCACAGCUCCCGCUCCCACGCCCUGGUGACGCUGACCCUGUCUCCGGCGUGCGCCCCCGGCACCGCAGGCACGUUGCACCUGGUGGACCUGGCCGGCUCGGAGCGCGCCUGGAAGACGGGCGCAGCGGCAGGAGCUCGGCAGGGAGACCCAGAAGGUGCCCGUCGGCUGCGGGAAGCACAGACCAUCAACCGCUCACUGCUGGCGCUAGGCGGUGUGAUGGCCGCGCUGCGGGCCCGCAGGCCGCACGUGCCCUUCCGGGACUCGCAGCUCACUCGCCUGCUACAACCGGCGCUGGGUCCCGGCACCACCGCGGUGCUGUUGCUGCAGAUCUCCACACGGCCAGAGGACCUCGGGGAGACAGUGUGCUCACUCAAGUUCGCAGAGAGAGUGGGUCAGGUGGAGCUGGGGCCAGCCCGGCGCCGCAGGACACCACGUCCCGGGACACCCUCGUCACUCAGCACGGACACGGCACUCACCCCCACACCGCCUGCAGACAGCCCUCCCAGCCCCAGCCCGGCCCUGACACCGGGAGAGGGUGACAGCCUUGCCUGAGCGUCUGAGGGUGCACCUCUGCUGGCAGAGUCACCCCACCCCAACUCCCAGGGCACAACCUUUGACCUCCUGGGGGCCGGGGCCCUGCCCCCCACCUAGUGUCAUGGAUGGGAAGGGGCAGCCAGGAGGCCACAGGCGACAGGCUUCCUCCUUAUCACCAUUUGUCCUUAUCACAGCCCAGCAGGGGCUGGCAGAGCCCCAGGGGCCAGGCCCCAGUGCUGGCCCAGCAGCUGCCCAAGUCACCACCCCUGCCCCCAAAGUCAGGCUUGCCGCUCACAUGUUGUAAAAUUCCUUUACUGCCCCUCCCUGCUAGGUGGGAUCUAGACCUCACCCCUCCCCCUUUUCCCAAAAAGGUGCUGACCCAAGGGCCGGUGGGACCCACUCUGUAGCCAGUGAGGAGAGCUGUGAUAGCACACUUCUGGGGCUGAGGGCCGCUGGCCCUGCCCUCCCAGGCUGGCCCUGGACAGGGUAGGACAGCCAGGGUGUGCCCUCCCAGCGCCC